AUGGAAGGUAGAGAAGAUAACUCCAAUGGUGCUGCAAUUCCUAAGAAAUCAAGAUCUCUUGAUGUUAAAAGUUUGUAUAAAUCGAAAUUGACAGAAGAGGGUUCGAAGAAAAACUCGAAGAGGAAGAGUAGUAGUGCUCCUGGGGGCGGUGAUGAGACGAGGAGUAAGAGAAAGAAGGCUAAGAAAGAAGUGGUUUUGAGUAGUUUAGAAAAUGGUGAUGGUAGUGGGAAGAAGGUUGCUGAUGAAGUAUGUGAAAAAGGGGCUAGUUCGGGUGGGGGAGAUUUGGGUGAAGUGAAAUUGGGAGUGAGUGAAGUGUUUAAUAGUGGUAGUGGGAUUAAUGGAGGUUUGCUUGGUGUUUGUAUUCCUAAACGUAAAAGGACUUUAGUGGGGCGGAAGAAAUCUGAUCCUGGUCAAUCAUUGAGUCUGGUAGGGCAUCCUAGUAUUAGCGUUGGCCAUGAUGAUCUGGUGCCUAAGUUAGGUAGUGAUGAUUUGGGUAGUAGGGCAGUUCAAUCUUCAAAGAGUAAUUUGAAGAAACAUUUUGAUGAAUUUAAGGAAAAUAGGAAUAGUGAUUCAAAUUCAAUUUCAGUUCAGCAUGUCACGGAGAAUGGGGAUCAUGCCCCUAAUUCUGUUGUAAAUAGUGGUAUUUCUUCUUUAAAAAAGUCCAAAAAGAAAGAUAGGAAGCGAAAGACUCUGGCUUCAGAUAAACCUAGGGUUUCGAAGGAGGCUGAGCCUUUGAUUGAUAGCUGUACAAUAUCUGUUGAUUUGCAGGAUGAUGAUGAGGAAAAUCUUGAGGAGAAUGCAGCCAGGAUGCUUUCUUCAAGGUUUGAUCCAAGCUGUACUGGGUUUUCUUCUAGUAGCAAGUCUUCUCCCCGGCCAUCAGCAAAUGGUUUGUCCUUUUUUCUAUCUUCUAGUCAAAAUAUUGUUAAUCGUGGCUCAAAGUCUCGGUCAGGUUCGGAAUCAGCUUCAGUUGAUACUGCUGGCAGACAUUUGAGGCCAAGGAAGCAAGACAAAGACAAGGAAAAAUCCAGGAAGAGGCGCCAUUUUUAUGAAGUUUUGCCUGGUGAUGUAGAUGCAUAUUGGGUACUGAACCGUAGAAUUAAAAUAUUUUGGCCUUUGGACCAGAGUUGGUAUUAUGGCCUUGUCAAUGAGUAUGACGAGGCGCAAAGGCUUCACCAUAUUAAAUAUGAUGACCGAGAUGAGGAAUGGAUUAAUCUCCAUACUGAGAGGUUCAAACUCUUGUUACUUCGUAAUGAAGUUCCUGGACGUGCAAAAGGGAGAAGGGAUUUGACAAAAAGUAGAAGGUCUGAUCAGCAAAACGGAAGCAAGUCCGAGAAAGAAAGGCAAAGAAGAGAAGUGAUUACGAAGGAUGAUAGUUGUGGUGGGAGCUCUAUGGACUCAGAGCCUAUAAUUUCGUGGUUGGCUCGAUCUUCUCAUCGGCUUAAAUCUUCUUUUCAUGGGAUUAAGAAACAGAAAACUUCUGUCACACAUCCAAGUCCAACCUCAUCAUUGUUAUACGAUGAACCUGUUUCAGUAAAGGGAAAUGAAACUAAGAGUUCAUCUAGGGAUGUUUCAAAUAAUUUUUCUUGUGGUUCUAUAUCACAAGAAAAAUUAAGUGAUGAUUUGAGGGAGAAGUCCUCAUUGCAAAGUGCCACUCAAAUUAAAGAUUCCAAACAGCCUGCUGUAUAUUUUAGAAAGCGGUUUCGAAGGCCAGCUGGAAUGUUGCCUCCUGCGCCUAAAGAGAAACACAUCAUUGUAAGAACACCCUGUUCUAUUUCCUUUGAUCAUGUGGUUGGUGGGAUUCAGAAUGUAAAACAACCAAGGGGCAGGAGGUUUGAGGGGCCACUGUGGUUCAAUUACAACGAGGGAGUAUCAAAAAUGUUUUGGAACAUGGAGUCAGCAUCAUUCAAAUUCCACUUAAAUUUUCCUAUACGGUUGAUUCUAAAUGAAGCUUUUCAAUCCGAAAAUCUGUGGCUGCUCUAUGCUGUUUUACUGCUUCGGUAUGGUACAAUUGUGACCAAGUGGCCAAGAGUUUGUUUGGAGAUGCUGUUUGUUGAUAAUGUAGCUGGGUUGAGAUUUCUAUUAUUUGAAGGUUGCUUGAAGAUGGCUGCAACCUUUGUCUUUUUUGUCCUUAGGGUUUUCCACCAACCUGCUCCCCUAGGGAACUAUGACUUGCACUUGCAGCUUCCAUUUACAUCCGUUGGGUUCAAGUUUUCCAGUCUUCAUGCUAUCAAGCAGCCACUUGUGUUUGCACUCUACAAUUUCUCCAGAUUGAAGAGUUCACGUUGGGUGUAUUUGGAUUCCAAGCUGAAGAGACACUGCUUACUCAGUAAGCAGCUCCAUCUAUCUGAAUGCACAUAUGAUAACAUCCAGGCACUUCAGCAUGGAUCAAGUGAGUUCACCGCAGCUUCCAUCAGCCGGCCCUCGUCAGUCAAGGUCAUGAGGAAGAGGAGUAGGCCAGGGAUUAACAUCAUGGGUGUUUCUAAAGUGUCCUCUCAAGUUAAUACUCAUCAAUCUUCUGAUUCUGGCGAGAGGAAGCUUCCUCCAUUUGCUCUUUCUUUUGCUGCUGCGCCUACUUUUUUCCUCUGUUUGCAUCUUAAAUUGCUUAUGGAGCAGUCAACAGCUCACAUAGGCUUUUGUAAUCAGGAACCAACAGAUGGUCAGGAAGAUUCUGGUUUGGUCACUGAUGACUAUUCUAACAUUGAUGAUUGCUCUAACAGGAGUUCAGAAAUUAUUCUGCAGAAAGAUACGACAACCUUGUCAAAUGAAGCUACAGGUGAUGGACGGCCCUGUCCUGGGUUAGAUCCUUUAAUGGGCCCCUCUGCUAGUGGUGAUCAAGCUGUCUCUCAAAAUGGCAAGAGUAUUGACCUUCAUGGUACUGGAACUUCUAUUUCCCAUGGUUCUGAGGGGCUUGGUAAUACUCACUCAGCAGAGUCACAAUCCCAUCAUUCAGCACCAAAGCUAGGAUCUUUACCUUCAAGUUCUUUUAUACACCAGGAUAAGAUGGAUGAAGGUUCUCAUUCUUUUAACGGUGAUCUCCAUGUUCAGAUUCCUUCUGUUGAUGAAUUUGAGAAGCCUAAUAAUGCUCAACAGUCUCCUGAUUUGUCUUGGAAUGUAAAUGGAAGUGUUAUUCCAAGCUCCAAUCGAACUGCUCCAAGAAGUUCCUACCGGAGCCGGAAUAGUUCAAUGUCAUUGGGAUUCCAGUCACCUUUGUGGUCUGAUGGCAAGCCUGACUCUCUUUACAAUGAUUUUAGCAGUGGACCCAAAAAGCCACGUACACAAGUAUCAUAUUCAGUGCCUUUUGCAGGGUAUGAGUUAAGUUCAAGGCACAGAGGCCAUAAUCAGAAAGGGCUUCCUAACAAACGAAUUAGAAAGGCUAGUGAGAAGAAGUCAUCAGAUGUUGCUAGGGCCCCUGAAAAGAAUUUUGAAUGCUUAUCUUGUGAUGCAAAUGUCUUGAUUACAGCUGGUGAUAAAGGGUGGAGAGAAUAUGGGUCCCAUGUUAUACUAGAGAUGUUUGAACAUAAUGAGUGGAAACUCUCCGUAAAAGUUUUAGGAGUUACAAGGAGUCAGUGGGCUCUAUUCAAGGAGAUGCACGAGGAAUGCUACAACCGGAACCUGCGUGCUGCUUCAGUUAAAAACAUACCUAUUCCUGGUGUUCACUUGAUAGAAGAAAAUGAUGAUAAUGGAUCUGAGGUAACUUUUGUUCGGAGCUCUAUGUAUUUCCAACAGGUUGAAACAGAUUUCGAGAUGGCUCUGAAUCCAUCCCGGGUUCUAUAUGACAUGGAUAGCGAGGAUGAGCAAUGGUUUUCGAACAUUCGAGGUUCUGAUAAGUACAACAGUGACUUGAAUGGGAUCACGGAGGAGAUGUUUGAGAAGACAAUGGACCUGUUUGAAAAGGCUGCAUAUGCUAAGAUGCGUGAUCAGUUUACACCACAUGAAAUAGAGGAACUCACGUUUCACGUUGGGCCUUUGGGUAUAGUCAAAAUCAUUUAUGACCAUUGGCUCCAGAGAAGGCAGAAGAAGGGAAUGGCUUUAAUACGACACUUUCAGAUGCCUAUGUGGGAACGAUAUCAACAGAAACUGAAGGAGUGGGAAGUAGCGGUGACCAAGAAUAAUAUUUCUUCUAAUGAUUGCCUGGACAAGGGUGCAACUUUGGAGAAGCCACCCAUGUUUGCUUUCUGUCUGAAACCAAGAGGUUUGGAAUCACAGAACAAGGGAUUAAAACAUCGAUCUCAAAAGAAAAUAUCAGUCUCUGGGCAUACAAACAGAUUCCGAUAUCACGAUGGUUUUCAAACUAAUGGAAGAAGACCAAAUGGCUCAGCAUUUUCUGAUGAAAGGUACCCAGGCCAUAAUUAUGAUUCUUUGGAUGAUUCUCCAUUGCCUAUGACAUCACCAAGAGUAUUCUCCCAACGGGAUACUGCCAGCAUGAAAUAUUAUUCUAUGAGCAAUGAUGUAUACUACAGAAAUCAUAUGCAGAAACUUAACAGGAGCAAGUCCAAGAAACUUGGGUCAUUUAUGCAUAAUAAUGAUUCGCGUACACCGUCUUCCUACAGCCAGAGGCUGCCAGCGUCGUCAGCUAAAAGAAACGGGGUUAGAACAAACAUGGUCAAAUAUGAGUUACCAGGUCAAAGGAAGUACGUACCAGAUAGCCCUCAGAAGCAGUGGAUUGAACAACUGAAUGGUUCAGACCUAGAGGAGUUUAGACGGCGUGACUUAGUAAAUGCUGCUCAGCGUGCACGCAAAAUAGCUAAGUUAAAGAGAGAGAGGGCUAAAAAAUUGCAUUCUAGAGCAGAUGUAGCAAUUCACAGGGCCAUGGUUGCUCUUAUGAUUGCUGAAGCAAAGAAAGCUUCCGAGGAAGAGGUUGGUGAAGGUAAUAAGAACCAACAUACGAGGCUCCGAUAA
Molecule: messenger RNA, 4899 nt
Organism: Vicia faba (fava bean)
Lineage: Eukaryota; Viridiplantae; Streptophyta; Magnoliopsida; Fabales; Fabaceae
Source: the annotation of a GenBank genome assembly